GUUGUUUUUUGUCAGAUGGGCAAAAAUAUAUAUAUUUUUGGUGUGCCACCGCAGACUGUUAGUAAUUAGUUUAUGUGCCAUGAGAUGAAAAAGAAGGGCCUUUGGAUAUUUAUAACCUCAUUCUCGGGCCAUGCAACAUUAUCAGCUUAAAAAUUAUGUUGCUCUGAAACAAGCUCUUAGAUUUAUUGAAUUUCAAGUCCCGCCUGCAGUUGCCUUGACAGGGCCAGACCAAAUGACACCGCACGUCCUGGGGGGCAUUCCCCACCCCUGUUCUAGACCAAGAGCCAGGGUGCUGUGGCUGCCUCCAGGUCCUUCCUGUGCGCGCGCACGCACAAGCCUGCACGCACUCCCACGUGGGGUGAAGCCAGGUGCUCCUCGAAGACUCUUCUGGGGAGUGACUGUGACCCAUGGGGCUCCCUGAGAAGUGGCCAGUAAAACCCCUCCAGCUAGGAGACUUCUCCCUCCCGUGCACCCCAGCCCAGGGUACUGCCCAAGUGCUCCCAAGGAAUGAGAGGCAUCCUCCUCAGGGGUAACCCCCAGGGCAUCGGGACCCAGAGCAGGAGAAGAAAAGUGAGGCAAACCUGGCUCCAACAAGUCCUCCAUGGCCAGCAGGUCCAGCUCACUCAGGGCCAGUGAGGUGCAAAGUUAAAGGAGGCCAGUCAGCUCCAAGGACCAACUGUGGACAAGCACGAGACCUCCAGGGCCUGGGAAGCCGCUGAGGUCCUGCAGCAGCCCCUGGGGAAAAUCCUUGGAAUCAACCCUGUCUCUGCCUACUCCCCUACGCUCCCCCCCACUGAAGUUUCCUCCAGGAAGCCCUCCAGUCCACCACUCAGGUCCUACCAGCUGCUUGGCCUUGAACUCUUACUGGCAGCCUGACUGGGGCAAAUCACUUUCCUGUCUGUGAAAUGGGAGCCUAAGCCCCAGCCCAGACAGACUGAUAAAUAACCAUGAGUCCUGGGUUCUUCCACGGCUCUUCCUUCCAGCUUAUAGGGGGUGCCAAAGGCAGCCCAGGGGUGAGAAACAAGGCCUGGGUGGCCUCCUGCAACCCCCACUGGAAUCUCCCCGGCCCCUCCCUCCCAGAUUAACUGAAACCUGCUAAUUGUGGCAGCCCUCGGCCUGGUCCCCUCCCCCACCGCCCGAUUCCACCUCCCUUGGCCUCCUCUCCCCUCCCCCUUCCAUCCGAAUGAUAAAGGGCCCGGCCCCGCCUGCCCCCACCCAGCCUCAGGCCCUGGCCCUGCCUCACCUUCCUACUCUAUUGCCCGGCGCCCUCAGCCCUUCCGGACCCUGGCCCACGUUGCAGGCCUCCCCUUUAUGGGGCCCUGCAGCAACCCGGGCCUGGGGCUCGCGGGGGCAGAGUCGCCCUCCCAGCCCCCCAAGAGGAGGAAGAAGAGAUACCUUCGGCAUGACAAGCCUCCCUACACCUACUUGGCUAUGAUCGCCCUAGUGAUCCAGGCUGCACCUUCCCGCCGGCUGAAGCUGGCCCAGAUCAUCCGUCAGGUCCAGGCCGUGUUCCCCUUCUUCAGGGACGACUACGAGGGCUGGAAGGACUCCAUCCGCCACAACCUCUCCUCCAACCGCUGCUUCCGCAAGGUGCCCAAGGACCCUGCGAAGCCCAAGGCCAAGGGCAACUUCUGGGCGGUCGACGUGAGCCUGAUCCCCGCCGAGGCGCUGCGGCUGCAGAACACGGCCCUGUGCCGGCGCUGGCAGGGCAGGGGCGCGCGGGGGACCUUCGCCAAGGACCUGGGCCCCUACGUGCUGCACGGCCGGCCCUACCGACCGCCCAAGCCGCCCCAUCCGCCCAGUCCCCAGCUGCCACCCAGCGAGGGCUUCAGCAUCAAGUCUCUGCUGGGGGGCGCGGGGGAGGGAGCGCCCCGAAGCAGCCAAGGUGGAGCGGGUGCCCUUCCAAGUAAGGAGGAGGUGGUGCCCACACCACCCGUGCCCUCUGAGCGGCCGCUGUGGCCCCUCUGCCCCCUCCCAGGGAUCAUGAGGCCGGAGGGGGAGACUCCCCAGGGGAGAGCUAGCAGGCCUUCACCCCUCUGCCCUGAGCCCAGGGCCUGGCCCCUCCACUUGCUGCAGGGUACCUCCGACCCUGGGGGUCACAGGGCUUCACUUUGGGGGCAGCUCCCCACCUCCUACUUGCCCAUCUAUACCCCCAACGUGGUAGUGCCCUUGGCACCGCUACCACCCACCUCCUGUCCCCAGUGCCCGCCCUCAUCCAGCCCAGCCUACUGGGGCGUGACCCCUGAAACCCACAGCCCCCCAGGGCUGCUGUGGGAUCUAGAUGCCCUAUUCCAGGGGGUGCCACCCAACAAGAGCAUCUAUGAUGUGUGGGUGAGCCACCCCGGAGAACUGGCCGCCCCCACCCCAGGCUGGCUGCUCUCUUGGUACAGCCUGUGAGCUCCAGGGCAGGGGCUGCCAACCCCCACCCCCACCCCCACCCCCAUCCCCGCUGCCACUGGCUUGCUGAGGGGACCAAAGGCCAACGGGAGUCAGAAGUGUGGCCACAGCGGCCUGGAAACACCAGGCACCAGCCACUGUGAGUCUACCAUGUUUAUUGGGCCACCCCACAAAGGGUGUGUCUACUCCGCCCUGAUGGUCAGGCCCCUGCCACCCCCAGCGGCAAGGCUGGGAGGAGUGGCCUUUCCUGUCCCCUUCCUAGUCCCACCUUCUCUGGCCUCUUCUGUCCGUCCAUCCAUUCAUCCAUCUAUCCAUCACCAUCUGCCACCUCCCUCUCCUGGCUCCGGGGUUGGGGGAGGGAGGACUUAUAUGGCAGCUCAGCCUGAAGCCCUCACCUUCCUCAACUGUCUGGGCCGAAGGUGGCACCUUUUUGGGGAAAGGCAUAGGGGAACAGGGACCCGACCUAGUGUGGGUGGUGUCGUGGGAGAGAGAACAGUAAAGGAAUGGACCGCA
This is a messenger RNA of Myotis myotis, 2910 nucleotides long. RefSeq names its product forkhead box H1 (gene FOXH1). The coding region runs from base 1312 to 2397 and encodes 361 amino acids. NCBI's taxonomy places the organism in Eukaryota, Metazoa, Chordata, Mammalia, Chiroptera, Vespertilionidae. The transcript has 3 exons. The record is from RefSeq and is a predicted model, not a curated record. Gene Ontology annotation, biological process: regulation of DNA-templated transcription. Gene Ontology annotation, molecular function: DNA-binding transcription factor activity; sequence-specific DNA binding.